AUGGCGGAAAACAAGCCGAAGAACGUUCCAUCGGAGUUCAAAAUCAGCGAGAAAUGGGACGUGUGCUUGGAGCGGACCGUCAUCAACUUCGGCGCGGGAGUGGUUGCAGCAGGACUUGCCGGCGUGGUACUUACACGUUCGCCGGGCAUGCGACGGGCGGUCAUGGGAUUCGGCGCAGGGUGCGGCGUGGGGUCUAGCUGGGUUAUUUGCAGCCAGGACUUCGCCAAGAAGUAACCGGAACCGGUCUGCCCCCAGUCGGAUCUGACCGUAGAAAGCCAAGUGUGUGUGUGCGGUCUUCAUCGAUUGGCCGAGCGUGCCACGUCACGAGGUUUGAUGUAGUGUCCGUGCGACCUUUGGAGCUGCUCGGAAAUGUUCACCCUUGAAACGUGCAUCAAGCCACCCCCCACGUCUGCGAUUAGUGUGGAGUCAGCGGGGAAGGUCCGAACUUAUUUUUGGUGCAUGCGGCUCGGAGAAUCUCAUUGUUGCGAGGGCAUUUUGCCGUUGCUCGGCGUGUCAAUCGGAUCGUUUCUUUGUAAAAAUAAAUUAAACAAAUACACAUGCUGCGGCAUCAACAUCUGU
Molecule: messenger RNA, 579 nt
Organism: Ectocarpus siliculosus
Lineage: Eukaryota; Phaeophyceae; Ectocarpales; Ectocarpaceae
Source: the annotation of a GenBank genome assembly